AUGGAAGAAACUGAAUUGUUAUUAGAUGACGUUCUUUCGCCAGCUGAAAUUGAACGCUAUCGUGCCGUUUACGAGAAAGCCAAAGAAGCGAAUCAAGUAACCGAUGAAAACAAAUUCUCGUUCGCUUACUGCCUCGUGCGAAGUAAAGCCAAGCCUGAUGUCCGUGCUGGUCUUUCGUUACUUCGAGAAUUAUAUGACGGAACGAAAAGCGACGAGAUUAAACGUGAUUAUAUCUACUACUUAGCUUUCGGCAAUGCUCGAUUGGGUGAAUUCGAAGCAGCAUUGAAGUUUCUCGAUGCAAUUCUUCAUCUCGAACCCGGUAAUCAUCAAGCAAAAAAAUUGAAAGACGAAGUUACACGACGUAUGGAUCGUGACGGAUAUGUUGGCAUGGGCAUUGCUGCAGGUGCAGGUGCAUUACUUAUCGGAGGUCUAACGGCUGCUGCUAUAGCUCUUUUGAAGAAAUGA
Messenger RNA from Adineta ricciae, 465 nucleotides. Lineage: Eukaryota; Metazoa; Rotifera; Eurotatoria; Adinetida; Adinetidae. The record is from the annotation of a GenBank genome assembly.